Molecule: messenger RNA, 1142 nt
Organism: Plectropomus leopardus (leopard coralgrouper)
Lineage: Eukaryota; Metazoa; Chordata; Actinopteri; Perciformes; Serranidae
Source: RefSeq, a predicted model, not a curated record
GCUGAACGAGGGUCACACGGUGUACCUGGAGAGGAUGAUCGGCCGCUCCAUGGACAGUGAGCAGUUCAGGCAGUUCAAAGCCAUGGGGGGCUGGAAGGACCUGCAGGACUCGGUGAACACCUUCGGAGCCAACAACCCUCUGACUAACCUGGUCCCCAGCCUGCAGGACGUGGACCCCGACGAUGCCUUCUCCUCGGUGCCCUACGAGAAAGGCUUCGCUCUGCUUUACCACCUGGAAGAGCUGCUGGGCGGCCCAGAGGUGUUCAUGGGUUUUGUGAAGUCCUACAUCCAGCUGUUCGCCUACAGCAGCGUCACCACCGACCAGUGGAAGAACUACCUGUUCACCUACUUCAAGGACAAGGUGGACAUCCUGAACAAGGUGGACUGGAACGCCUGGAUGUUCACUCCCGGCAUGCCUCCAGUCAAACCUCAGUACGACACCACGCUGGCUGAUGCCUGUAUUGCCCUGAGCCAGAAGUGGAUCAAGGCCACAGACCAGGACCUGAGCAGCUUCCAAGAAUCUGAUUUGAAGAAGCUGUCAUCCCACCAAGUCAUCGAGUUCCUGUCCCUCCUGCUUCAGGAGGAUCCGCUCCCCCUGACUCACGUGAAGAAGAUGCAGGAGGUUUACGACCUCAAUGGCAGCAUGAACUCAGAGAUCCGCUUCAGGUGGCUGAGGCUUUGUGUCCGCUCCAAGUGGGAGGAGGCUGUUUCCAUGGCAAUGAAGAUGGCGACGGAGCAGGGCAGGAUGAAGUUCACCAGACCGCUCUUCAGGGAGGUCUUCAAUUUUGAGAAGUACCGUGAAGAAGCCGUUCGAGUGUUCCUGGCGAACAGAGCCGCCAUGCACCCGGUUACCUCUGGACUGGUCGCCAAAGACCUGAAGGUGGACGCCAGCAACACCACCAGUCUGUAACUCCAGAAACCAGUCUGUGAAAACAAGAAACUGGUAUUAAUGACAGGGAAUGAGAAUUUUGUUUCGGUGCUUCAUGUUUCUGCUCACGUUUGCUUCGUUUGGUCGGAGUGACAGAAAGACGAGACAAAAUCAACAGCUCAAUCUUAUGUUAGUUCACCAACUUUCUGAUUGUUCGGUUUUGUUUUUCUGACUUUUUUUUCUCACUAGCAGAAUUAAAAUGUUUCUGAAAUCA